Molecule: messenger RNA, 2413 nt
Organism: Ostrea edulis (European flat oyster)
Lineage: Eukaryota; Metazoa; Mollusca; Bivalvia; Ostreida; Ostreidae
Product: paired mesoderm homeobox protein 2-like
Exons: 3
Coding region: 501-1337 (278 amino acids)
Biological process (GO): regulation of DNA-templated transcription
Molecular function (GO): DNA binding; DNA-binding transcription factor activity, RNA polymerase II-specific
Source: RefSeq, a predicted model, not a curated record
UACAAAAAUAAAUACAUGUCAUGUUGUGUUAGUCAACAUAGGGUUUCACAUCCGCAACUGAUGCUUAAAUCACGUGGGUGUGCCGAAGAUGCUGAGCGCCUCCCAGCGGUAGGUGAGAUAAUCCAAUCAGAAAGCUGAUCUGCUGUGAUUGACGCUUUGUUUCUUGGAGACUGGAAAUGUUCUUUCGAGGAGGCCUGUGGGAGGGAUUCCGUCACGGCUUGCACAUGUUCUGAUCCCACUACACUCGCUGUUUUGUCGUAUCGUCUUUCAAAGCUUUGGCUUACAUCUACAUAUGUUGGGAGUCACUAUGUAGAACAGCUCUCCUCUGCAGUAAUACCUCUCAUGCCAUGGUAGUGACCACAGCGGAAGAUUAAUUUUCUUGGAUUUUACUAUAUUUUCUCGAAUGACGGUGAAGUUGCUCUCAGCAAAUCUGUAAUUACUGUAUGCAACACGUUAACACUUGACAGUAGUCUGAAAACUCUUGAUACCCAAUUGGCAGAAUGAGUACCUACGGCUUAACGUCUGCGGAUCAUCAUCAGUUUGCCAACUUUGACAAAGUUGCAGCUUAUCACAAUGCUUUACAGAACAGCAAGGCCAACUUCUCCGUUAGUCACUUGCUGGACUUGGAGGAACUCCCCAGUGAAAACUGUGCCAUGUAUGCUAACACCGAUCCCCAGCCUGGUCUUCCGACUCAAGCAUGUACCCCAACCCUCAACAGCAACCAUCCAGGAGCAGGGAUGACAGAUUUGGGCAAUAAUUCGCCCUCCCCUAUUCAGGAAAGAAUGCAACAGCCUUCACCUAGUGACGGUAAAAGUCAAAGUGGUAAUGAGGAUGACGAUAAAGAUGACAAGGACAGCAAACGACGACGAAAGCAACGACGAAACAGAACAACGUUCAAUAGUAAUCAACUGGCAGCGCUGGAGCGAGUGUUCGAAAGGACACAUUAUCCCGACGCCUUUGUUCGAGAAGAACUCGCGAGAAGAGUUAACUUGAGUGAAGCUAGAGUACAGGUCUGGUUCCAGAAUCGGAGAGCAAAGUUCAGGCGCAAUGAAAGAAACAUGAUGGCUCAGAGGGGUAAUAUGUACGGACGACCAGAGACUACUCCUAUUGAGCAACCUAUUACACCGAGGCAAUCUUCCAUGGGAUCCGCCGAUUCAUUGAACUGGUACGCACCGCCAGCUUACAGUCCCGCGUCUUCCUCUUCAAGCUGUGCUCUGGCUAAUCAUUCAUACUCCCCACCACCUAAUAUAGGCUCAAGCAUAGCGUGCCUCAGGUUAAAGGCCCAGGAAUAUAACACAGUUAUGCAUAAUCCAUAUGCACAUCAAAUGUCCCAAUGACCGGAGAGUAAAAUGAUGUGAGAACAUUAAAAAUGUGACACCGCUUUAACGUAAUUGAUGGUGAAAGGAAAUUAUUACUGUUUUGUGGGAUAACUUUACCAACAACAUGUUCGUAAGUGACUUGAUUGGAAUAUAUUUAGUUAUCUGAUUUCGAUGCGAUAAAAACUCAGGAUAUUUUUCUAUGAAAUAUGGCCUGAACUUGGCCUCGCCAAGUGUACAGAGCAGAGAAAGUGAGAUGGGACGACAGAUUAUGUCGCCUAACAGAGAAGCAGAUACACAAGAUGUCUGAAAGGAGCCAUUAUCGUCACAUCGAAUCAUUGUCAUCGUCAUCAUGAACGCGAUCUUCAGCAGAGGAACUCCAGUCCUUGUGUCACAAAUCCCCAAACUUAAUUCCUGUUCCAUUUAUAGUACGAUGGUGUUCUGAACGGAACGUGAAUACGUGUGAAUUGGAGACAUUUGUGUCUUUGACAAUAUUGUUACAGAUGCAUAUACUGCUUGUCAUAAGUAAUAACUAUGUUUGUUUGCGUGGCUGUAAGAAUUGGUAUUUACUCGUCACAGGUUGUGGAUGUUAAGAGAUUUAUAAUCACGUGAUCUUCUGUCAGAAUGUGUAUUCGAACACACCUGUUCCCCUUAUCCAUCCGUCCUUGUGUCGGCAUUGUACAGGGGCUUCCAAAAGAGUAACGUUUAUACAUAAUUUUUCAGUUUUAUAAAUCAAUUGGUUUAUCUUUUUAUUGUUAUAUGCUCUUGAUGGUAUCCGAAUGGUCAAUAAUGCAAAACGAUAUGUUUAUCAUCCCGAUGACAUUGGUACAAUUAUAUGCAUGGAGAAUCAAUAAAUGUGCAUUUUUGAAGUAUAAAAUGUUGUUUAUGAAUGUGAAAGAAAAACCUCUUACACUGUAAAAACUAUCAGUUCUUUGUGCCUUGACAUUGUUGUGCACAACAACAAAACAGAUGAUGCAAUACUCUUUUUAUAAAACCUCUAUAGCAUUUUGUAAAUAUAUUUUGAAAAUAUUUCAAUCUGUUUAAAUGUUUAUAUUGCGGAAAUAUGCAAAAUAAAAUGUUAUAUAUAUAUAUAAAAA